UGUCUCAGUUGUUCCCAUCAAGUGAGAUCGUGCAAAUCCGAGUAUUCUUGCCGUUCGUGCAAGGAACGGCAUCAUACGCUGCUUCAUCAACCACCACAACAACCUAAAGUCGCUUUGUCAGCCCAAUCAGAUGAUGAUAUGGUGUUUCUCGAGACGGCUAUUGUGUUCAUCGUAGACGAUUAUGGAGAGAAACAUGAGGCACGGGCGCUUUUGGAUUCGGGCUCUAUGUCCAACUUCAUUUCGGAUACGUUAGCUCGGAAGCUCAUGACACCUCGAGCGAGAGUUAAUGUAUCAGUGUCUGGCAUCGGAACUUCAAGGCAGCAGAUAAAGGGUUCGACCACGGCGAUCGUUCGUUCAAGGAAGCUUCAAUUCACCACCCCAUUGGAGUUUCUGAUCCUGGAUACACCCUCGGCGGACAUUCCCACCUCACCAAUCAACGUGUCUAUGUGGAACAUCCCGGAUGUAACGCUAGCAGACCCCACGUAUCACAUCCCAGGCAAGGUCGAUGUGGUCAUCGGUGGCGAUACGUUCUGGGAGCUGCAUACCGGACGCAAGCAAUCUCUCGGUUCGGGUCUGCCAUGGUUGGUAGAAACGCAGUUUGGAUGUGCGGUAGCAGGAAAUACAACGCAUUCGUCACAACAACAUCGGGUGUGUAAUAUGGCAACGAGCGACAGUCCGUUGGAAGCCAUAUUGACGCGGUUCUGGGAGAGCGAGACCAUCUUCGACGAGACCGCUCUAUCUCUGGAGGAAGACAUGUGUGAACGUCAUUUCAUCUCUACUACAACCAGAGACCCAUCUGGCAGGUAUGUCGUACGUUUACCACAAAAUCCUAAUUCGAAUGUCGUUUUAGGAGAAUCGAAAGCAAUCGCUGAUCGUCGUCUCCUAGCGGUGGAACGGCGGCUCAAGUCUAACCCUGCAAUGAAGGAAGAGUAUAGUAAAUUCAUGUCGGAGUGUGAGCGCUUAGGGCACAUGAAACAACUCACCGAGCCGGUGGACGAUUCGUGUGAACACUACUAUCUCCCUCAUCACGCGGUGCUUAAGGAAUCGAGCACAACCACCAAGGUCAGGGUAGUCUUUGACGCGUCGUGCAAGACAUCUUCUGGCUACUCCUUGAACGACAAACUCCUGGUUGGGCCGGUGAUCCAAGACGAUCUGUUCACCAUCAUCGUUCGUUUCCGGUCUCACGCAGUCGCACUCUCAGCAGAUGUUGAGAAAAUGUAUCGCCAAAUUCUCCACGAUUCUCGCGACACUGAAUACCUGCGCAUUCGGUAUAGAGGAAACACCGCAGAGCCGAUUCAGACGUUCCAACUACAAACGGUAACAUAUGGCACGUCUUGCGCACCCUUCCUAGCAACUAGAACGCUACAGCAGAUCGCUCUCGAUCACAAGAUGCAAUACCCCCGAGCAGUGGAUCCUGUAUUGCACGAUUUUUAUGUGGAUGACCUGCUAACGGGAACAGACGAGUUGGCAGAUGCAAUUGAAAUGCAAAGGCAGAUUUCCGAGAUGCUCAAGCAGGCAGCAUUCGUGUUGAAGAAGUGGGUAUCAAACGUACCCGAAGUACUAAUCGGCAUUCCUUCAGAAGACCUUGCCAUCCUUCUUACUCAUGAAUGGCAAGAUCCCCAAUUUGUAUCGACGCUUGGUCUGGUUUGAGAGCCAGCAGUUGAUAUGCUGCGAUAUCGGAUCGAUCUACCAACUGCUGCGACGAUGUUGACAAAGAGGCUAGCUUUGUCCUACAUCGCCAAAAUCUUUGACCCGCUGGGCUUGCUUAGUCCAA
Molecule: messenger RNA, 1774 nt
Organism: Anopheles gambiae (African malaria mosquito)
Lineage: Eukaryota; Metazoa; Arthropoda; Insecta; Diptera; Culicidae
Exons: 1
Coding region: 139-1650 (503 amino acids)
Source: RefSeq, a predicted model, not a curated record